UGAUGAUUGGCUAUUAAUUCUGUAUUAUCUACCAAUGAGAAUCCAAAAUGUUAGUUUUCGUUGCAACAUGACGAUCCGAAGUGCGCCGACGGUGUUCCGCGAUGGCGUGUUCGAUGGGAAAGUGGCUGUGAUCACGGGGGGCAGCACAGGCAUCGGCAAAACCAUCGCCCAUGAACUGUGUCUUCUGGGCUGCUCGGUAGUCCUUGCAUCGCGGUACAAUACACCACCGUCCUGCUUGCCUUCAUCCGUGCAUAUGACGCGAGAGAUAGCCAUGAAUCUCCAUGAUAAUGACCAAGAUCUAGAACAUUGGACACUUUGGUUGCCGCGGCCAACGAAAUCAAGGCACAAUUGCCGGCAGCGCUCUCGGCCCGUCCAAAUGUCGUGGUUCCCCUUGCAUGCGACGUGCGGGACGAAGCCCAAGUGAAGCGCCUGUUCGAUCAAGUCAUGCAAACGUUCGAACGAGUGGACUAUAUCGUCAACAACGGUCCGUCGCCUCCCUUCUCUACCACACUUUUCUUCGACAUCCCAUUCCUUGUGUGUUAGCCGGUGGCCAAUUUGUGUCGCCGUUUGAAAACUUGUCGCUCAACGGAUGGAACGCCGUGCAUCGACUGAACGCGACGGGCACGUUUCUCGUGACAAAGUACGCGUACGAAGCGUACCUGAAGGAGCACGGCGGCGCCAUCGUCAAUAUCCUUGUGGCCAUGAACAAGGGGUUUCCGUACGCAAGCCAUAGCGGCGCGUCCCGCGCGGCGGUCGAGAACCUCACCAAAUCCCUUGCCUACGAAUGGGCAUCCCGUGGCAUUCGCGUGAACUCUGUGACACCGGGCACGAUUCUGAGCUCGGGACUCAGCAACUACGGCCCCGUAGCUGACCAAGUUUGCACGUCGUACAGUGCCCACACGCCUGCCCGACGCCUCGGCACGGUGGAAGAGGUGUCGGCGGCGACCGUGUUCCUCCUCUCCCCCGCCGCCGCCUACACCACCGGCACGAAUGCCAUCGUGGACGGCGGAUGGAACCUCGCCGGCGCGCUCGUACCUCUUCCACAGCACGUGCGGUACCCCGUGUAUGGCACGAGCAAAUUGUAAUGAACCAAUAGUAGUACUACUACUUGUUUAGUAGUACUAUAAAUAGGAUACAGGGCUACGACUCUGGUAUUACAUUAUCGCAGUUGCUUUGACGUAGA
Messenger RNA from Aphanomyces astaci, 1183 nucleotides. RefSeq lists its product as hypothetical. The transcript has 4 exons. Gene Ontology annotation, biological process: phytol metabolic process. Gene Ontology annotation, molecular function: trans-2-enoyl-CoA reductase (NADPH) activity. The record is from RefSeq and is a predicted model, not a curated record. NCBI's taxonomy places the organism in Eukaryota, Oomycota, Saprolegniomycetes, Saprolegniales, Verrucalvaceae. Gene Ontology annotation, cellular component: peroxisome. Bases 396 to 1085 code for a protein of 229 amino acids.